GGUUUGUUUACUUCCGCCCGAACCUCAACUGCACGUGUAGUGAAAGGUGAGCCCAGCGUUUGAUCAGAAGACCCCCCCUCUUUCCGCGAAGCUGACUGACAGUAGAGCCGAAGAAGUCUCCUCCUGAGCUAACAAACAUAGCCUAGCUAUUAGCAUUGUCUGGUUGUUUGCGGACGUAAAUGCGGUCUUCAGUGCUGAUAGUCUGACAGUUUAAAAUGCGCUCUGUCGAGAACAGAAGUUAGUUUAGUUUUAUGUGAGUUGUUGUUUCAGAAUAAGCUCGUUCGUUCUCAAAGCUAGUUAACAACUCGUUUUAUUAUCUGGAUGGACCAUUACUGACACAAAGUGCUUUACGAAGAGGAACUAGUUCGACGAGGCCAUGGCUGCCCCCGACUCCAUUAAACCCUUCAGCCCAGAGGAGAGCCAGAAGAUUCUUCAUCAUCUACAGCAGCCCGCGGUCUUCAUGGACAUGACCCGUGGCUGGCCUGUUCUCCACUGGACUGCAGAGCACCUGUCUGGCUGCCUUGGUGACAAACUAGUCCGGUUCAGACUUGGGAGGAAAGAUGAGACAAACACACCUCUGUUUGAAACCCAGUGCUCCUAUGUGGAGGCCAAACUGGCGGACUUUCUCCGCUGGACCCGGGACCAGGCUGGGACAGAUGUAGGGCCUUUCUUUAAAUACCCCAAGUCAGAGUAUUGGGCAUAUGCUGACUACAAAUACAUCGCUGUAUUGUUUCAAGAUCAGCCUUCCAUGUUUGAGGAUGUAAAGUGGUCCGAGUUUGGUUAUGAGGGACGCAAUGGGAGAGAGAGCACGUUAUGGAUCGGCACAGAGGGGGCCAACACACCGUGCCACCUGGACUCUUACGGCUGUAACCUUGUACUGCAGGUACAAGGACGGUGCUUUAUGUCCCCAGACACUGGUGGCACUACGUGGAGUCACUGGAUCCCAUCACCGUCAGCGUCAACUCCUGGAUCGAGUUGGAAGUGGAUGACAUGGCAAGGGUUAGUGAAGCUGUGACCAAGGCGGUUGUCUGCGCCCUUAAGAGUGCACCUAGUGAUGACAACAGUGACAACUGGCUCAAUCCCACUGAGGAAGGUGUAGCAUCCCAUAAUGAGAACAUGCAAUAUGUGAACCUGGCAGUGAGAGCUUUGGCUCAAAGACAGAGGGGCCUCUGCCACAGCAAGCUGACCCAGGACCCGAGAGACACCCUUCCAGUCAAGCGGGACUCCAGAGGACAAAUCAGGAAGAACAGCGAUUUGGUAACAGAUUCUGUGCCCUUCAGCGUUCCCUUCGGACCACAUCUCACUCCUGUACGCUGUCAGCAAGAUUACUCACCAGAAACGAGGGGAACGACCACAAAAGAUCCAGAGGCCAGCUCAGAUACAGCACCGAAAACCAAGCUUGCAUCUGCUGUCAGACUCCACCAGGGAAAAAAUGAAUGUAUCCACGGUUUAACUCAAUGUAGACCACGUGACUGUGCUGAUGGGACGUCAGAGAACUCUUCAGUGGAUUAUGAGGAACCAGUACACCCAGUAAUAACCACUAAUGACCUGUUAGACUGCCUGGUGCAUCCUGAUAUCAUCGCCCGUGUCACUAAGCUUUUACUGGAAAGGCACACAUAUAAUGAGCCCCAAGAGGAAGAAAAGCCCCUGAUUUGACUAGUAAUGGUCUCAGUUUCAGAAGCGAUUUACAAUCUGGAAACAUGAGGACAAGGCUGUCUUAACUUUUCUACUCUGGAUGUCUCACUGUUGUUUGCAGUGAUGGAGAGCUGUGGAAAAAAGCAAAAGAGGCUGCAGAAAUCCAAGCUACCAGUUAUGCUUUGGUGUCAGUAAGAAGUGAGAAAGGACUGAUGAAGAGUUUCACCCCGCUUUUCUUUCUACUCUCAUCUGUCAAGAGUCCUCCCGGGACUAACUCCGGAUGCGAGAAGUCACAACCAAAACUAAUCGUAAUGUGACGAGUGACGGCAUAAAGUGGCUCUACCAUUUCCUUGUUUUGUUUUGUCCCGCACAUACUAAUCCUGUUUGGUUCCUCCAGGGUAAGAAAAAUGAACACUUAAAUCAAUUUGGUAUGGUAAUAAGCCACAUAAUUCAAGGUAAUAUUACUGAGAUGUGAACAUUUGUUUGCUGCAUAAUGUUUACCUGUCAUUUGCUAAUGAAAAUUGUCAUUGUAAUGGGCUGGUGAUUGAUGAAAGUUGUGUAAGGAGCCAUGAAUGAAAUGGCUUUGUUUGAAUACAGAGUGGCACCAUAGGUCACACAUCUCUAAGAGAAAAGAAGGUUGUACAUGUAGAAGAAUAACAAAUGAAACAAACAAUUUCUUUGCUAAAUUUGACGUCCUCUUUUUUUUUUUUUUCACCGACAUGAAUUGUAUUCUAGAGACUGAUAGUAGGUUUGACCAAUUUAACACAACACAUUAUGCUACAGAAUUGAUUUAGUUAUUAAAAUGAGAAAACUGAGAACAAUGAACAUUAUAAUUUUCAAACAGCACAAAAAUAAGUGUCAGCAUCACUGUCUAUUUAUAGAACUUUAUAGGGAGCAGCAUAAUUUACACUUUCCCUGAAUAAGAAUAUAUUUUAUGACUUUAAAGGACCAUACUGUUGGUUUUGCAUGUUUUAGCAUAACUACUGAUCAUAUUUACAAUAAGUUAUUUAUUUUCCUCCUGCUGUGCAGUAACUCAGUUCAAUGUGCAGAGCCUUUAAACCCGUUUGAAAGAGACAGUGAACCUUCCCUGUUGUUGUGUGGUAAUGCAAAUAGCUACGCAUUUCUUUGAUGAUUUGAUGUGUUCAAGGAUGCUGUCACAUCUGACAUUCGGCAGUGACGAGCUUUCAGAAAAUCAAACCCAGAAGACAGACGGUAAGAAAACAUUCUCAAACGAAUAUGAAUGUGGUUGUUUGCCUCAGAUAUCAGAUCUACAAGCACAGUUUUUAAAACAAUCCCUGCUUGCAACUGCCCUACCAAUCAGUAAUCGAUAGAGGAGCUCACUAAAAAAAGCCUACAAAUGUUCAUUGGGAUGAUUACAAUUUUUUUAAAUGGUAUGUUUUGAUAAAUGGGUAAUGGUAAAGCUACAUUUUUUUUUUGAAUGAAUGAUCUAUAACAUGCAAAACCACCAGUACCUUUAGUCCUUUAAUAGCAUUAUUAUAAGCACACAAUGUAAACUGAACCAUUUCUCCAGCGUGUUUUGUCAAAGGCAGUAUACGUUAAGAUUAUCAUAGAAAAUAUAACAUUUUGACAUAAUACGAAACAAAUAUAUACAGCAUAUGAUAUUUAACAUUCAUUUGUAAUAAUAUUGAUCAUACUGAGGGAAAUCACAUUAUUUAGCCUCUUUUAAAUACUGUUUCAUGUAUUCAGUCUCAUUCAGAAAAUACUUUCCUGUUCUCUGGUUAAAAAAGCUUUCAGUGAAUGGAGUGUUAAAGGUUUAUAAUAAUAAUAAUACAUUUUAUUUAAAGGCGCCUCUCUGGGCACUCGAGGACACCGUACAACACA
Molecule: messenger RNA, 3477 nt
Organism: Morone saxatilis (striped sea-bass)
Lineage: Eukaryota; Metazoa; Chordata; Actinopteri; Moronidae
Gene: hspbap1
Product: hspb associated protein 1
Molecular function (GO): 2-oxoglutarate-dependent dioxygenase activity
Source: RefSeq, a predicted model, not a curated record